This is a messenger RNA of Choloepus didactylus (southern two-toed sloth), 3833 nucleotides long. It is a transcript of the gene PIGZ, whose product is annotated as phosphatidylinositol glycan anchor biosynthesis class Z. Gene Ontology annotation, biological process: GPI anchor biosynthetic process. Gene Ontology annotation, cellular component: endoplasmic reticulum membrane. The coding region runs from base 394 to 1977 and encodes 527 amino acids. The record is from RefSeq and is a predicted model, not a curated record. The transcript is spliced from 4 exons. NCBI's taxonomy places the organism in Eukaryota, Metazoa, Chordata, Mammalia, Pilosa, Megalonychidae. Gene Ontology annotation, molecular function: alpha-1,2-mannosyltransferase activity.
GGUGCGGGAUCGCGCCCCGCGGGAGGCGUGUGGCACCGCAGGAGCAGCCUGGGCACAGCGCGCCGAUGCAGAUCUAUGGACCCAGAAUAGCAUCUGCGGCAGCUGGGAAAUCAUUCCAGGCCCUUGGCCUGGUGCCUUGGCAGCAAUUUGACAUGAGGAUGGCAGCCAAGGUGCUCUGGGGCAGUGCCAGCCUGCUCCGCGUGGUGUGGUGUCUCCUUCCGCAGACAGGUUAUGUGCAUCCAGAUGAGUUUUUCCAGUCACCUGAGGUCAUGGCAGUUUAAUCUUUACCAAGUUGAUGAAACACUCUGGUUUCUGUUUGGAUCAAAUGUGCUAUCAUUGUCUUAUUUGGCACGGACAUGAGAUGGAGCUGGGAGAGCAGAGGAUGUCCUGGGUAUGGAGGCUGCCCGGCCCUGGGAGUUUUGCCCCAACAGCUCCUGCCGCACAGUGGUCUUCCCGCUGCUGACCUCUGGCUCUGCCUUCUGGCUGCUCCGGCUCUGGGAACGGCUGGGGCCCUGGCCAGGCCCAGUGAGUGGCUAUGUGCUACUGGUGGCUCCCCGGCUCCUCUUCACUGCCCUCUCCUUUGCCCUGGACGCAGCUGUGUACCACCUGGCCCCACUGUGGGGGGCAGAGCGUUGGAAUGCCCUGGUCCUGCUGGCCAGCUCCUAUGUCACUCUUGUCUUCUAUACAAGGACCUUCUCCAACGCCAUUGAGGGACUGCUCUUCGCGGGGCUGCUGGUGCUGGUAUCCCCCCGUGCAGUGUGGGGCCUCGCAUCCAAGAAGCCUGUUCCGGACCCGUGGUGGCACAGCUGGCUUCUCGGGGGCAUCGUGGCUGCUGGCUUCUUCAACCGGCCCACCUUCCUGGCCUUUGCUCUGGUCCCCCUCUUCCUCUGGGGCAUUUGUGGAGCCAUGAAUCCCAGCUUCAAGACACUGACCCAUGAAGCCCUGGUGCUGCUCCCAGGAGCGGCCCUCACAGCGGCAACAUUUGUAGCUGUCGACAGCUGGUACUUCUCCAGCCCAUCUACAUCUAGUACCCUUGUACUUACACCUGUCAACUUCUUGAAUUACAACCUGGAUCCCCAAAACCUGGCAAAGCAUGGCACACAUGCACGGCUCACUCACCUGGCAGUCAACGGCUUCCUGCUCUUCGGGGUGUUGCAUGGCCAGGCCCUGCAGGCUGCAUGGCAACAGCUUCCAGUCUGCCUCCGGGCCUUUGCACAAAUGAGCUUCCUGAAGGCACUGGGUGCCCAGGGCCUGCUGCCCAGUCCCAGGUCUCACCUCCUUCUCCUCUACUUUGUGCCCCUGGCCCUGCUGUCUGUCUUUAGCCACCAGGAGGCGCGGUUCCUGAUCCCCCUUCUGGUGCCCCUUGUCCUGCUUUGCAGUCUGCAGACCCAACCGGUGCCCUGGAAGGGUGCCCUGGUCCUCUUCAAUGCCCUGGGUGCCCUCUUCUUUGGCUGCCUGCACCAGGGGGGCCUCGUGCCUGGCCUGGGGCACCUGGAGCAGGUGGUCCAUGCACCUGUGCUCCCUGGCAUGCCCACACACUACACACUUCUCUUUGCCCACACCUACAUGCCCCCCCGGCACCUCUUACGCCUCCAAGGCCUGGGGUCACCUGUGGAGGUGGUGGACAUGGGUGGGACCAAGGACUGGGUCCUGUGCCAAGCCCUGAACAACUUCACCAGACAGCCAGCCUGCCAGGCGUCUGGCGGGCCAUGGCUCUGCCGCCUCUUUGUGGUGACCCCUGGCACCAUCCGGCCUGCUGUGGAGAGGUGUGGCUUCCCCCUCAAGAAUGAGACACUCGUGUUUCCCCACUUGACCCUAGAGGACCCACCAGCCUUGUCUUCUCUGCUGAGUGGGGCUUGGAGGGACCACCUCAGCCUUCAUAUCAUGGAGCUGCAGGAGAAACCUGGCAGAAUGAUGGAGCAGCCACUGCCCAAACUUCAGCCAGAGAAUCUGCCACCCCACCUUCUAGAUGAGUAGCUGGGUUGGGUCAGAGCCCUGGUUCUCAUCCUUUCUUUUCCUUUCCAGAAUUCCCACUCUGCCUCUCCUGGGCAUAGCUGUUGGCUGCUCUGCUUUCUGGGUUAGUGGGCACCUUUUCCCUCAGAGACCAAAGAUAUGACCAGUCAAGUCCUGACGCCAAGGUCCCCAAAGAAUCUGGCAUAACUAAUGGUACCUAACAUCUACUCUUGACCUAUUCUGUUCAGCCACAGUGAUGUUUUAAAUAUAUCAAAAUGCCUGGUUGUGAAAAGAAAUGAUCUGCCAAUGACAUUCCUGAAUGACCUCUCCUAAACCUUCCAUGAUGCCUUACCUCUUGCUGUCAUGACAACCUGUUGGCCUCACAGGUGCCUAGAAAGCAGUGAAGUGUGAAGGAGAGACAACGUGAUUCAGAUUCAGGAGACCUGAGUUCUAGUCCCUGGUCUUCCACUUUACUGGCUGUGUGAUUCUGAGAAAAAGCCCCGUCUCCUCACCUAGUCCAUUCCCCAAUCUCUACAUGGAUCAGAGAACCUCUGAGGUGUCUUGCCAGCUAACAGUGAGCCAUUCCUGGAGUCAUAGCACAUGGACCCUGGCUGGGCAGUCAGAGCUCUUUAAGCAUGAAAGUGGGGAGUGUUUUUGUAUUUCACGACAUUUUGAUGCCUGCUGUCUCAGUGUUUGCUUAUUACCAAAACAAGUCAUUUUCAAGCUUUUCUCCCCACUCUCUUCUACUGUCCCUGACAGAGAUGGUGGGAAAGUGCCUUGCCCUUUGAGAAUCAUUUCCCCAGAUUAGAACCCAGAUGUUCUGCCUCAGUAUUGCUGUCUAUUUAGGCAGCCUCCCCUUUGGGAAGAGAACAUGCAGGGCUCAGUCAGUAUCUGAUGGCACUUGAGGACAACUUGGUGCUCCCAGAGGCCUUUCUUCUUAAGUGUGGUACGGUCACUCUCCAAGUUCAGAGCCUAAAACCUCUCUUCAUGGGAUAGAGAGCAAACCCCAUGACAAACCAACACCCCCAAGCAUGUUGCUCCCCACAACAGCGGGUACCUUCCACCCCAGCCACUGGGAGUGUGAAACACUAUGGCCUGGCAUCAUUCUCCCUCCUCAUGCUCUUACCAUCCCAAAUGAGAACAAGAGACACCUAGCUCACAGGGAAGAUCAGCGACCUGGAGGUCAGCACAGAGCAGGAGAUCAAACCUAUGGAAAAGGUGAAGCCUGAGUCCUUUUCGUUGUCUUCUGGCUAAAGCCUUGGUUACCUUAGAGCAACACCCCAUGCAGGCAUGCAGCUCUGUGGCUGCCACUGGGGUCCUAGAGCCACCUCUCUCUUGGAACUCACUCAGGCCAACUGAGGAAGAGGAACGUCUGACCUGCUGGCAAAUGUUUAACAACUAACUCUUUUUUGAGGGGGAGGGGGCAGAGUAUGGGAGACCUGAUUUGUAGCAUUUGCUGAUUUCCAUGGUGUAAAUAUUCCCACCACAGUCGAUUCAAGCUACCAACACGAUGCCACUGAACCAGGAGCUGGGAAGAAAUGUGAACAAUCUGCUUUCAUGAGCCAGUACGAGCUGGCUCUAGCACACCACGAGACAUUUCCCUCCUUGGAACUUUAUGGUACCCAUUCAUGACACUUCAUUAUUCUGGUGAGCACUUACUUGUUUACUUUCCAGCCAAAGAUGGCUUUCUGCCCAACAGAUAUUAAAUCAAGUGGUAACUUGGAGAUACCCCAGACUGUGGGACCCCAAACUUUCCUUUGGGCUUCUUGGGACUUUUGCCUCUCCCCUCCCCCACAACUGGGUUCACACCCUCAGAAUUCCCUGGAGGAACUGUUGGUGUGGCAGUCCAUGUAGAUUGUGGUGGUCCCUAAGCUCUAAUA